Molecule: messenger RNA, 1092 nt
Organism: Rosa chinensis
Lineage: Eukaryota; Viridiplantae; Streptophyta; Magnoliopsida; Rosales; Rosaceae
Product: probable LRR receptor-like serine/threonine-protein kinase At3g47570
Exons: 3
Coding region: 1-1092 (363 amino acids)
Biological process (GO): protein phosphorylation
Molecular function (GO): ATP binding; protein kinase activity
Source: RefSeq, a predicted model, not a curated record
AUGGAUAUAUCACACAAUAAGCUUAGUGGAGAUAUACCAUCACAAGUCAUUGGUCUGUCCUCCUUCUCUAUCUUGCUCAACUUAUCGCAAAACUCGCUAACUGGCAUUCUGCCUGUAGAAGUGGUGGUCUUAGCUCUUUAUUGGAGGAGAAAAACUCAAAAGACGAAACCAUUAAUAGCAGUGUCAUCAAUUAACUUCCUUCCAAAGGUUUCAUGCCAGACACUUCAUCAUGCUACUGGCGGAUUCUCUUCGAGCAAUCAAAUUGGAUCAGGCGGUUUUGGCUCUGUAUACAAACGGAUUCUUAAUCAAGAAGAAAGCAACGUUGUUGCCAUCAAGGUCCUCAACCUUCAACAGAAAGGUGCUUCCAAGAGUUUUGUGGCUAAAUGCAAUGCACUGAGAAAUAUCCGGAACAUGAAUCUUGUGAAGAACUUAACAUGUUGCUCCAGCACGGAUUACAAUGGUAAUGACUUCAAAACUCUAGUUUUUGAGUAUAUGUCAAAUGGAAGUUUAGAGGAGUGGUUGCACAGAGAAAAUCAGUCAAGGGGUCUGAACCUUCUUCAAAGACUGAAUAUUGCUAUUGAUUUGGCUUCUGCAUUGUGUUAUCUUCAUGACUAUUGUGAACCACAAAUCACUCACUGCGACAUGAAGCCGAGCAACGUUCUUCUUGAUGAUGACAUGGUUGCUCGUGUUGGUGAUUUUGGGUCAGCAAGACUCAUCUCAACGACCACAGACUCCUCUCAAAAUCAAAGUAGCACAAUUGGAAUAAAGGAAACCAUUGUCUAUGCUGCUCCUGGAAGAAGACCUAUCGACGAGAUGUUUAAAGAGGGUUUAAACCUCCAUAACUUUGUCAAGAUGGCCAUACCAGGAAGAGUGAUGCAGAUUGUAGAUCCUACUCUUCUUGCCACUUUAGAAGACACAACACCUGCAACAUCACAAAAUGUAGUGAACUACAUCAAUGGUUACAAUAAUGAAAUCGAAGCAGUUGAAGAAAACAUUGACAAUGAGAAUUUAAGCAAGAUGAACACUUAUGUGUGGAAGUGCAUACUUCCAACCCUUAAGAUUGGACUUGCAUGCUCGGAAGAAUCACCAUGA